UUGAGUUAUGGUAGCCUUCCUGUCAGCUCAAACCAGUCUGGCCAUUCUCCUCUGACCUCUCUCAUCAACAAGAUGUUUCCGCCCACAGAACUGCUGUUUACUGAUGUUUUUUUUGUUUGUUUGUUUUCUGCACCAUUCUGUGCAAACUCUAGAUAUUGUUAUGUGUGAAAAUCCCAGGAGAUCAGCAGUUUCUGAAAUACUCAAACCACCAUGUCUGACACAAACAUCCAUGCUGCGGUCAAACAGCAAAUCAGUAAUGUGAAAGAGAUUGCUUCCUGCAUUCUUACGAGAAGAAACUGGAGAUGAGGUGUGCAGGAUUCUGGAGGACGGGGCACAUCUGUCCGCUGCUGGCAAUGCUGUUUCAGUUGCUUCUGCCUGCCGUUAGAGCCGAUAGGGCCUGGAACCAGUACAUACCACGACUGCAGCUCUCACAUACAGAGCUGCGAACAAGGAACAGUUCAGCCAUGUUCUGGCACAGUGGUGCCGUGGUUAAUGGGUAUUAUGAAGUUCUGCUGUUGGAUGAGGAUCGUGGUUGGCUACUGGUUGGAGGAAGAGACCACGUCUACAUGCUCGACUCUGAGAGUCUGACCCAGACUAUACACAAGAUUCACUGGCCAGCUGGAAGAGAACAUACUGAACGCUGCAAACAUGCAGGAAAGAAUCUGUUGACUGACUGUGCCAAUUUUGUGAGGCUCCUUCAACCAUUCAACAAAACACAUGUGUAUGCAUGUGGAACCGGGGCGUACCACCCUGUGUGUACAUACAUUGACCUGGGCCACAAUGUCGAGGAACCUUCGCUUAGACUGCUGAGCAAUGCUGUUGAAUCCGGGAGAGGGAAAUGUCCCUUUAGUCCACAUGAGCCGUUCUCUGCUCGACUCACUGAUGGAGACUUGUAUGCAGGAACGUCAGUGGACUUCAUGGGAAACAAUGCAGCCAUAUUUCGUAGCUCUGUGCACACAACCAGUCAGCACUACAUUCGCACCGAGGCUCAUAAUGACCACUGGCUCAAUGAGCCAGAGUUUGUGGGUUCGUUCUCCAUCCCAGACACACACAGCCAAGGUGAUGAUAAGGUCUAUUUCUUCUUCAAGGAAAUGGCUGUGGAGUCCAACCAGCUGGAUAAGCGCAUCUAUAGCCGAGUGGCUAGAGUGUGCAAGAAUGACAUCGGUGGGAAGCGGAGUCUGAUCAAUCGUUGGAGUACCUUCCUAAAGGCCAGGCUGGUCUGCUCAGUGUCAGCGCCAGGAGGCAUGGACACAUACUUUGAUGAGCUUGAGGAUAUAUUUCUGUUGGAGACCAAAGAUCCACAAAAUCCGGUUAUAUAUGGAGUCUUCUCAACUUCAAGUUCUGUCUUCCGAGGCUCUGCUGUAUGCGUCUAUUCAAUGGCGUCCAUCCGAGCCGCUUUCAAUGGGCCCUUUGCGCACAAAGAAGGCCCUGACUACCGCUGGGUGGAGUACAAAGGCAGGAUCCCGUAUCCACGUCCAGGGACGUGCCCAAGUGAGACGUACGACCCCUUGCACAAGUCUACCCGCGACUUUCCUGACGAGGUUAUGAGCUUCAUGAGAGCCCACCAACUGAUGUGGGAGCCAGUCGUGCCAAUUCACAGACGACCACUGUUUACUCACAUCAACACCCCCUACAGGCUGAAGAAGUUGGUAGUGGAUAGAGUGGAUGCAGAAGAUGGCCAAUACAAUGUUCUACAUUUGGGUACAGAUGAUGGCAAGGUUCUGAAGGUGGUAUCCAUUCCCAAGGAGAAUUGGGAAACUGAGGAAAUCAUACUGGAAGAGCUGAGUGUGUUUCAGAGUCCUAUCUUAAGCAUGGAGCUCUCCACCAAGAGGCAAGCUCUAUUUGUGAGCAGUGCAGAUGCGGUGGCUCGGUUGCCCCUGCAGCGGUGUGAGCUCUAUGGGAAAGCCUGUGUUGACUGCUGCCUGGCCCGGGAUCCUUAUUGCGCCUGGGAUGGCACCACCUGCACCAAUUAUUUCCCCACUAACAAGAGACGUUCCCGUCGACAGGAUGUGAGAUACGGCGACCCAUGGAGCCAGUGUCAGUAUCUGGGAGAUGGCUCUGAGGAAAUUGAGCUGAAGGUGGUUUAUGGAGUAGAAAACAACUCAACCUUCCUGGAAUGCACACCUGCUUCACCACAAGCGAGAGUCAAAUGGAUCAUGCAACAAAAACACAGCCAGAGCACUAAAGAGCUGCUCCCCGAUGAAGACAUCAUCCUCACAAAACGAGGUCUCCUCCUGCAGCGGAUAACUUCUUCAAACGCUGGCCUCUACCUGUGCACCGCUCACGAGCACUCAUUUUCCCGCACGCUAGCUCGCUACGAGCUGCAAGUCAUCUCCGAGCAGCACGUAACAAAUACACGUAGCACUCAUCACUCUGACCCCAAAAUGGGUGGCAACUAUGCAGCAUCCUCACUGAGCUACAAGGAUCUACAUCUGAUCAGCGUUAGCGGUCUGACAGCCGAUGACUACUGCGAGCAGCUGUGGUACCGCGAGAAGCGGAGACAACAGAAACUGCGCUCACUAAAGUGGAAGCAAACGGCAGAGAACCGCAAGGCUCGAGUUCGGCGGCAAAAUCCACCCAACGAGCCACUCCAGUGAAACCAGAGGAACAGACAUUAGAGUAAAACUAAAGGACAUUUGAGUUUGUCUUGGAAGAACAACAUACUGUUCUGGAAUUAGCCACAUUAGCCUUGUUGCUGUUGAUUACUAAAGGAUUCCAGGUUACAUAACCUCCCCACAGAAAUACAUGUUGGUGACUUAUUGUUUAUCAUUCUAAACAGCAUUCUUUUUUUAGCAAACCUGAACUUUUGGCAUCACAAAAAUGCACAGCAUUAUAAAUGGGUAUAUGAGGAAAUAAUUAAGGACAACUGAGAGAGAGAGAGAGAGAGAGAAGGUUGAGAAAGGAAAAAAACCUUUUUUACAUAACCUUUACAUGGUUAGAUGAAAGAUUUCAUUAUGAGUGAACAUAAACACAUCUUUGGCCAGAGAUCUGUUCUGUUGCUGUGCCCUAAGUGAUGCUUCAAUCAGUAUCAGGGUUGGACAAAUCAUAAAUUUAUUAGCAAGCCCUCUGGGUAAGGGAAUGCAUCAACAUGCACUUGAUAUCACAGUUAAAUUUUGAAGAUACACUACCGGUUAAAAGUUUUGGAGACACUUGACUGAAAUGUUUCUCAUGAUCUUAAAAGUCUUUUGAUCUGAAGAUGUAUGAUUAAGUGUUUGAAAUCGGUGCUGUAGACAAAAAUAUAACUGUGCCGACAUAUUCGUUUCUUUCAUUAGAAAACUAACUUUUUUUUUUAUCACAACAUAAUUCCCAUAAUUCCAUUUGUGUUGUUCUAAAAUGUGGGGGAAAAAUACAAAUAAAGAAUGAGUGUGUCUAAACUUUUGACCAGUAGUGUAUAGUAUAAAGUCAUGCACUGAAGAAAAAAGGUCAGAUGUUAUCCUGAAUCGAUAUCUUAAGAGCAAGGAAGCAAGGAAACAAAGCUUUUUUAAAACGCAAAUAUGCGUUGCAGCCUGGGAAAACCCUUAACAUGAUGACACUUUAAUGUUUUCCACUGCACAUGUUUGUGAAAAGUGCAGGCUUAUUUAACAACUUGAUCAAAGCCUGACAUUCACUGUGUGAGAGAACUGUUUUUGUCACCGCAUUCAUUAAACUGACUCCUUACCCAACAUGAUCUGUGAAGGAAGCUAGCCUAGGCAAGCUUAAAAAAAAAUCCAAAUCAUUUUGAAGAAAAAUAUUUCUUGAUUUGACAUCAGAGUAUGUGCAUACUGAAGUUAAAAAACCACCACGAGACCAUCUCAUAUAUAUUAGGAGCUAGUUAGUUUAGUAAUACUGAAGGGUUACUAUAAAUUACUAAUACAAAUACAGGGUGUGCCAAAAGUCUCCAUAAACAGGGUAGUAUGUUUGCCAGCACCAUGUCGAUUGUGCCUUCGUCAGUGGAUGUUCUCAGUUCCCGGUUGGUCCGCAACACUCCCAGUCUUUUUGAAAUUGUUAAUAAGUGUCAUGUGUGAUGUGCUCGCCAUGUUUCCUGCUAAAAUCCAUAGCAACUUUGCGACAGCCUCCCGAUCCAGCCAUGAGAAUGAUUUCAAGACGUUGUUCUUUUGCCAAAUGCAUUCUUAAAGGCUAUCUAAAAAACACACACAUUGGAAGCAAACUAUCUUUUGGAAGACAUUUUGCUAAAGUGUUAUUUUCUAAUCUGUAUGGAGAGUUUUGGGACACCUUGUAGUUCAUAUUAAAAGCUAGAAGACAUCCUUGAACGUAUUGCUUGUCUAUCAAGCAAUUAUGAGUACAACAAGAAUGAUAGUCCUGACACACCUACGGUAUAAAUUUUUUCCUAUAAGCAUCGUUUGAUUUGUUUUAUUUUGUAGUGAAUGGUUACAGCAAUCACUGAACUCUCAGUGGAGCAUUUCUACUAGAGUAUGUUUUGGGCCGUAGUGAUGGUCGUGAGAAUCACUGAAACAUGUUGCAGUGCACUAUUCGGACAGGAUUUUUCAGAAUGUUAUUUAAUUGUACUUAAUGAAAUCCAGAAGAAUGCGGUUCACAAAUUACAGAGUAGCGUUGCUGCCUCACAAGUCCAAGUUUCCAAGUUGUAUUCUGAGCUCAGGUUGCUGUCUGUGUGGAGUUUCACAUUGAAAUGUUCUCCAGGUUCUCCAGUUGCUUCCCUUUUCCCCAAAACAUGCAGUGGAUUGGUGACUCUAAAUUGCCCCAAGAUGUGAAUGAAUGUGUGAAUGUGUGUGUACAUGGUGCCUCUGAUGGACUGGCAUCUCAAAGGGUGUGUUCCUGCCUCACACCCAGUGUUCCCAGGGUUGUCACUUCCUGGCAAAACCUGUGAAGUUUAAAAAAAGGAAAAAAAGGCCACAGCUCUGGUUCCUAAGGCGUAGUGACAUUGCUAAUCAGCUAAUUCUAUAAUAAAUUAACACACUCUGGCUGCCCGAAAGUGUGUUAUGAACUUUUGAAAUACAGAUGGUCUGAUCUGACCAUCGUAGGUGACUCUGGAGGAAGCUCUGCAUACCUCAUAAGCACACCAGGAUGUUCUUCUCUUGCCAGAAACACCGUCUUUCCCAUGAACAAUCUUAAAUAUGUCACUAUUGUGUUUGUGGAUACAUUGAACAGAAAUGACAAACCAUAAGAAACUGUAACUCAAAUGCUAAUAUGGAUGUGGUUAGCAUGGUCUUAUUUUAUCUCCACUAGCAAUAUUCAAAAUGAUCCUUUUUAUGGUUAAGUAGUGCUCUAAGCCUCUCAUACUGUAAUGAUCAUUUAUUAUAAUGUGGUGUGCUGGAAGAGGCUCAUUGUUCCACUUUGGGCCACACGUUUGCGCGGAAGGAACAUCAAAGUAUGGAAGCAUCUGGGAGAAAUGAGUACGAAGAACAGUGGACAGAAUAAAAAAAAAAAUCUGAGUUUCGUCACUAGUCAGGAAAAUGGCUUCCAGGUUGACUGGACCACAGUAAAAGGGAUUUCUUUCUUCUUAUCUUGACAGGAUAAUAGGAACGUCCAAACUGGCCUGAUGUUUGGCAGAUAAGCAAAAUGACAUGGAUGGCUUCAGCAAAUAUGUGAUAGAUCAUAGAAAUUGGUGCAUCUUAUAAACAUUAUUUAAUCUUUAAUCAGAUUUCUGCAUUUUGCAUUCCAAUGUUUUUAGUGUGUCCACAAUUACAGGUAUUACAUAAAGACUUUUAUAUUUAAUAACAAAUUUACUCAAUUGUACUUUUUUUUCUGCUGGCAAAAUAUGCAUCGUUAUGUUCAUUUUAUUUGUACAUUGUGCUUCUAAGUUAAAAAUUCACCCAGUGUGUGGUAUUGAACAAUACCUUUGCGUGUCAUAACACUAAGCUGAUACAGACUCAGGAUGUUUUGAGCAACUGUAACAGUGUGGUUGUUCAUUUCCAUCUGGUAUUCAUUUUUACUCUGGUGUGCUAAUCACUAAUAUAAUCAUUCCAACAAAAACGUUCUUGAUGUAUUUCAUUAGCUCACAAUUUCAACCAGCGACCUCUCGAGAAAGCUAAAUGUGUGCCGUCAUUAUUGCAUCUAAGCUACUUCAUUUCAUGAACAAUAUAAUUUAUGGUUUAUGUUUCACUUUAUAAGUCACUAUGCUUUGAUCAGAUGUAUCUUUUUGAUGAAAUUAAAUGUUCAUUUUUCUGUCAUCACCUAAAAUUACACAUUUAUCUCAUUGUGUACAGAUUUUGUUUUCUAAAUCUUUCUGUAUAAACUAAUAUUUGUGCGAAAUCAAUUAAAAUAUUUCCCA
Molecule: messenger RNA, 6229 nt
Organism: Ictalurus furcatus (blue catfish)
Lineage: Eukaryota; Metazoa; Chordata; Actinopteri; Siluriformes; Ictaluridae
Product: semaphorin-3D
Exons: 18
Coding region: 303-2597 (764 amino acids)
Biological process (GO): axon guidance; neural crest cell migration; semaphorin-plexin signaling pathway
Molecular function (GO): semaphorin receptor binding; chemorepellent activity
Source: RefSeq, a predicted model, not a curated record